ACCAUGAAGGCUUUAACUGCACCCGAGUCUCCCAGACAGAGGAGUACCAGAAGGGUCCCUAAACCUAUGAUGGAGAAACGCAGGCGGGAGCGGAUCAACCACAGUCUGGAGACAUUACGACUCCUGAUGCUGGAUAACACCCACGAUGAGAAACUGAAGAACCCAAAGGUGGAGAAGGCAGAGAUUCUGGAGAGUGUGGUGAACUUCCUGCAGACAGAGAAGAAGGAGGAGGUGGAGAAGAGUCACCGGCCCAUGAAGAGAGUCCUGUCCAGGCAGCAGAGCCCGACCUCCGGCCGCCAGAGAGACUACCACGACGGCAUGAGGUCCUGUCUGCUGAGGGUCAGCCACUUCAUAGCCAGCAAGAGCAGCCAGGAGUCAGAGGAGAGCGACCGAGAUGUUGUUCAGGUUCCUCUGGCGCUCUCCAAGCCGCAGACACACCCUUCAUCUCCAGGUCACAUCCACAAGGCCCAGGUCGAUCUGUCUCCACCACAUCUGGCCCAACAUCACCUCCAUCACGGAGUCCCUCAUCCAUACCUCAGCCAGACCCAGGGGACAGGCCUCCACUGUGGCACCAGAGAGCUGCUCUCCUCCACGGCUGCAGCCUGCACGCACAUCACUGGUCCAGUGUGGAGGCCUUGGCCUCAGUGACACACUCAGUGACACAGAUGUUUUAUUUUAGAUACUGUAGAUGCCCACAGACUGCAGUGUAAAUAUGUAUUUUUUUGUACAGUCUGGAUUCUAUAUGUACAGUGAAGAUAUUUUCCAUGACAGCAAUAUAUUCUCGUUUUGGCUUUAGGAUUUGCUGUUUUGCACGCGCAACAUGUUAUUUUACCUCAUUUUUUUUAUCUAAGUUGUAAAUAUAUGAUAUUUUUAUGGGACAGUGUCCGCAGAUUUUUUUGUUUUUUUUCCUUUGCUGUGACAUGAAUUCAAUUUAGACGCGUGCGUAAAAUGCGCGUAAAGACCUGAUAUUAGAGUCAUGAUUGUGCUUGUUGAAUUCUCUGUUCCCAUUUCCAAUAAAAGCACAAUUUCCUGAUCAUUC
Sebastes umbrosus (honeycomb rockfish) is the source of this 1039-nucleotide messenger RNA. It is a transcript of the gene her5, whose product is annotated as hairy-related 5. Gene Ontology annotation, molecular function: protein dimerization activity; RNA polymerase II cis-regulatory region sequence-specific DNA binding; DNA-binding transcription factor activity, RNA polymerase II-specific. Gene Ontology annotation, biological process: anterior/posterior pattern specification; regulation of transcription by RNA polymerase II; regulation of neurogenesis. The transcript is spliced from 3 exons. Bases 4 to 648 code for a protein of 214 amino acids. The record is from RefSeq and is a predicted model, not a curated record. Gene Ontology annotation, cellular component: nucleus. NCBI's taxonomy places the organism in Eukaryota, Metazoa, Chordata, Actinopteri, Perciformes, Sebastidae.